This is a messenger RNA of Peronospora belbahrii, 429 nucleotides long. Lineage: Eukaryota; Oomycota; Peronosporomycetes; Peronosporales; Peronosporaceae. The record is from the annotation of a GenBank genome assembly.
AUGUUUGCUCUGAGCGCCGUCGUGUUGUACAUUAAGUUCCUGGGAUGCACUAUAAUCCAAGGCAGAAAGGCUUUUGCUGCCGGCACGCGCAUGCCGGAGGAUAGUAAGCUACCUCAGGCUAAGAACGCCCCACAGCAAGGAUUUGUAGACUUCACGGACGUCUGCACCCGAACGGCGGUCGAGGAGGAAACGCGCUGGAGGCGCAUUAUCCAGAACGACCUUGAGUCCAUGCCAAUGGCCUACGUCGUAUUCUGGAGUGCUAUCUGCGUCGGUGUGAGUGCCUCUCUUACCAAGACAUUGUUGCUGAUCUUUACUGUCGCUCGUGUUGGCCACACUAUCGUGUACGCUCAUAGAGCGCCAGUUACGGCGUGGAAGGUUAAUCUUCCAGCUACUCAUACGCAGCAUUUUGAUGGCGCUAAAGAAGAUUAA